Molecule: messenger RNA, 1283 nt
Organism: Cajanus cajan (pigeon pea)
Lineage: Eukaryota; Viridiplantae; Streptophyta; Magnoliopsida; Fabales; Fabaceae
Product: calcium uniporter protein 3, mitochondrial
Biological process (GO): mitochondrial calcium ion homeostasis; calcium import into the mitochondrion
Cellular component (GO): uniplex complex
Molecular function (GO): uniporter activity; calcium channel activity
Source: RefSeq, a predicted model, not a curated record
ACUAGAAACUCCCUUUACCUUUCUUUCUCUCUCCUCUGUUAUGGCGUUGAGGAAAACCCUUGCCCAGCGUCUCCUUAACAUCACCAAAGUAUCGUCCCAAACUCUCACAAAUUGUCGAAUUUCCUCGUCCGCUGUCAUUGGAAGGGUUUCGAUUUCGCCCAGAGCCACAGAUACUGAUGACCCCGGAGACAAUGGCCUCUUCCGUUCGCCGCAGUUCGCAGGAACCCUCCUCAGAAAGUUGAGAGACAUGGAUAUUUCUCGGAACCGGAUUCGCUGGGAGGGAUUGACGCCGCCGCCGCCACAGACACAGACGCAGACGCAGACGCGCGGUGGAAUGGAGGAGGGAGGGAACGUCGCGGAAGCGAGGAAGUUGUUGAAGGUGGUUCAGUUUGAGAUUGUGAAAUCCAAGUUGAGAGGUACCAGGAAGAGUUACAUAACGUUUUCGGAGUUCAUUCGGAUCUGCAUGGAAAAUUGUCCGGAUCAGGAUCAAGCGCUGGAGAUUGCCCAGAGAUUGGACGAUUCUGCGGCUGUCAUUGUUUUGGGGGAUGUCGUGUUUCUCAGGCCUGAACAGGUAGCAAAAGCCAUCCAGGGUCUUCUCCCCGUGCCAGGAGCCAAGGUACAUGAGUCAGAAAGAAAAGAAUUGGAAGAAAUGGAGAAAAAGAAGUUGUCCAUUGACGACAGAGCAAACAGCAUGGUUCGGCGUGAGCUCUGGGGCGGGUUGGGGUUCUUGAUGGUGCAAACCAUGGCGUUCAUGAGGCUCACGUUUUGGGAGCUAACGUGGGAUGUGAUGGAACCCAUUUGCUUCUAUUUGACCUCCAUGUACUUCAUGGCCGGUUACACCUUCUUCCUCAGAACCUCAAGAGAACCUUCCUUCGAAGGUUUCUACCAAGCCCGUUUCAGCUCCAAGCAGAGACGUCUCAUGAAGCUUAAAAAUUUUGACAUUGAAAGGUAUCAUCAGCUCAGGGCUGCGUUCUCUCCAAAGUUUGACAAUUCUUCCAAACAACAUUGAUUUGGAAAGUGAUUGGGCUAAAGGUGAAAAUAAGGAUGAUACUGAAGGUCCUGGCCUGGCUCCCUGAGUGACCACAUUCUUCCCCUCCCCCUUCUACCACCUUACCUUUCUAUCACCGUAAGCUAUCGGAAAAGUAUCAUUAGGAAACAUGUAAUGCUUACGGUUUGUUAGAAUUAGAUGCGGCUUUGUGUAGAACAGAUGCAGAGUGUCCUCUCCAACUUUCCUUUAUUGAAGGACUAUUUUCAAAAACUGUCGUUUUAGCUCUGAUUUUUUA